CGCACGACAGUGGACGCCUGCCUUCUCGGACAACACACGACGCGAUCAAGAGAGAGAGACGAAUGCUUCCUUCUCCUCCUUGAAAGUGACGACGAGAAGGAGAAGAGAUUCCAGUUUACAGAGAGCAGCGAGAAAAAGAGAGGACAGAGAGAGGGUUCUCGAUCUACGAAUAUUUAAAUAGUUGUUUCAAAUCUCGCCUACAUAUACUAUUGCUUUCUCUCUCCUCUCUCCCUCUCUCUCUCUUCCCUCCGCCAUCUUCCUCGCGGCCUCCGCCGCUUGAUCUCGUCCCCGGUCGACCACUUUCGAUUCGGAGGUAAUUGCUCCUCCGUCUCGACCAAAGAUUCGAUCUUUGGCUGCUUCCCGUGUGCUUUGUCGUUCGAAUCGGCGGUUUCCCCCCAGAGGCAACAAUUCCGACCUGUUCUUUCUUAUAUUUGCAGUUAAGUUGUCAUUUUGAUUAAGAGAACUUGGAGAGUUGAUUCUUGUGGAUUCCCGAUGAUCUUUGGUCAUACAGAUCACGUGGUAGUAGCUGAUGAUAAAGAAGUCAUAAUUAUGGUGAAACUGUUGUGAUUAGAAGAGCAAGAUGAAGAUACCUCAGGCAUGGCAAUUUCGCAAUGGCAAUGUGCAAAUCAUUCCAGUUCAAUUCCGUAGAUCUAGAUCGAGAAGGCCUCACUGGAUUAUCAUCUUGAUAUGCUUGGUGUGUGUCUCCUUGAUUGGGGCAUACGUCUAUCCACCUCGUCGAUAUUCAGCUUGCUAUUUCUUUUCUUCGAGCAUUUGUAGUCCUUUGAAGGAUUUGCUGCCUCCUACGGCCCGUGUACUUACUGAUGAUGAGUUUGCUUCGAAUGUUUUAAUUAAAAACAUUCUUUCUAUGCCGUCUGUAGAGCUGAAAAAUUCAAAAAUAGCUUUCAUGUUCCUGACUCCUGGUUCACUGCCCUUCGAGAGACUCUGGGAGAAAUUCUUUCUGGGCCAUGAGGGAAGAUUCUCCAUCUAUGUACAUGCAUCACGAGAGAAGCCAGUCCACGUGAGUCCUUUAUUUGAUGGUCGAGACAUUCAAAGUUCAAAGGUUGUGUGGGGUAAGAUCUCUAUGGUUGAUGCAGAGAAGAGACUUCUGGCAAAUGCAAUCCAAGACCCUGAGAAUCAGCAUUUUGUGUUGCUCUCCGACAGCUGUGUUCCCCUUCAUAAUUUUGAUUAUGUCUACAAUUAUCUGAUGGGAACGAAUGUCAGUUUCAUUGACAGCUUCCGGGAUCCUGGUCCACAUGGAAAUGCCAGGUACACUGAACAUAUGCUGCCUGAGAUUGAGGAGGACGACUUCAGGAAGGGUUCACAGUGGUUCUCAAUGAAGCGACGACAUGCUUUAAUAGUAUUGGCAGACAACCUUUAUUAUACAAAAUUCAAGCUCUAUUGCAAGCCAGGUUUUGAUGGUCGCAACUGUUAUGCUGAUGAACACUAUCUGCCAACUCUAUUCAAUAUGGUGGAUCCUAUUGGAAUGGCCAAUUGGUCGGUGACACAUGUUGAUUGGUCUGAAGGAAAGUGGCAUCCGAAAGCUUAUCGGGCUCAGGAUGUUACUUAUGAGCUUCUGAAGAACAUAACAUCUAUUGAUGAGAAUUACCACAUUACCAGUGAUGAGAAGAAAGUGGCAACUCAGAAACCCUGUUUAUGGAAUGGAAUGAAGAGACCAUGCUAUUUGUUUGCGAGGAAAUUUUACCCCGAAGCUCUCGACAAUCUGAUUCACUUAUUCUCCAACUACACCGUCAUAUGAUUUAUCCACAGAGUUCGGGAUCUACCUUCAGUCGACACAUUUUUUAAGUCAGUACCCCAUGAAAACCGCUGUAGAUUGUGAAGCUCGAACUCUUUUGGCACCAAUCUCGACAUCGAAGCCACAGAAGAUUGUUGGAACAGUUGGGAUGACUCAGAAUUAUGUUUCUGAGCAGGAGGGUGAAAGUGACUCCUUUUGUUGGUGCACUACACCCUGUGGAUGUCUCCUCUUUACAGUGUGUUGUGUUUUGAGGGCAAAUUUUGUCGUCUCCAUUCAACUCCAUACAAGUCCAAAGUCUUUGAUUCUUUUGUGUAGUGGAAGAGGUUUCAGGGAAUGCAUGCUCUGAUCAUAUAAUUCUUACAUUUUGGAAAGCCAAUCUUUGCUACAGUAAAAUAGAUUAUAUUAUAUUA
Molecule: messenger RNA, 2163 nt
Organism: Musa acuminata subsp. malaccensis (wild Malaysian banana)
Lineage: Eukaryota; Viridiplantae; Streptophyta; Magnoliopsida; Zingiberales; Musaceae
Product: glycosyltransferase BC10
Cellular component (GO): membrane
Molecular function (GO): glycosyltransferase activity
Source: RefSeq, a predicted model, not a curated record